This is a messenger RNA of Polypterus senegalus (gray bichir), 1377 nucleotides long. It is a transcript of the gene cnpy1, whose product is annotated as canopy FGF signaling regulator 1. Gene Ontology annotation, cellular component: endoplasmic reticulum. The transcript is spliced from 6 exons. The record is from RefSeq and is a predicted model, not a curated record. The coding region runs from base 280 to 861 and encodes 193 amino acids. NCBI's taxonomy places the organism in Eukaryota, Metazoa, Chordata, Cladistia, Polypteriformes, Polypteridae.
ACUGUGGCUGCUAAUCGCAUGUCUCGCGGCCUUCACCAAUAAUAACGUGGCAUGAGGAGAGUAGUGCACGUCUAUGUGGCUAGUGUCUUAUUAACUAGUAUUCAGCGAUAUAACAGUAACUUUUUUACACGCCAAGUAUAUUACACGAAAGAGACGUUAAACAUUUUGAUUAUUUCGUCUGUCUAAACCUACCGUACCUUCUUCAUAUUGUUACUAGCUAUUUAUUAACAAAAUCGACUAAUUAAUAUUUUCUUUCUGCCAGCCAAUCGCACUGUCUAAAUGAUGCAGAUUACCUCCCUGGACUCAUGCUUACAUUUGACAAUACUGAUAAUCCUGCUGUUCUUUUGUCAACAGAAAGUAGAAGGCAAAAAAGAUAAAGUGCUGUAUUGCUCAGCAUGUAAGGCAAUAGUGGAUGAACUCAAUUAUUUGAUUGGACAGGUAGAUCCAAAGAAGACAAUUCAAGUUGGGACAUUUAGACUAUCACCAGAUGGAAGCUUACAAGACAAAAAGGUUCCACUUGCAAAGUCAGAAACAUAUUUGACAGAGCUUUUGGAAAAAGUGUGCGGACAUAUGGAUGAUUACUCUCUCUAUGUGGAUCCUGAGACAAAAGUAAAGUCAUACAAGAGAUUUGCUCCACGAGGCGAUGAUAAAAGUAUGCUUGAGAAUUUUCAGAAUUUUCAGUUUGGCAAUGGACCUGAAAAUUCGAAAAUUUUAAAAUUUGUGUGUGAAAGCAUAGUAGAGGAGUAUGAAGAUGAUAUAAUUUCACUAUACACCCAAGAGGCAGACCAUGUGGCUGACAAGCUGUGCAGCGAAAUAUCAGAUCUGUGUAAAGGUGAACUCACCUCCCAUGCUGAACUAUAAUGAGAGCAUUACUUGAAAUUAAGUUAAAACUUAAGAAUAAUAACACAAUAAAACAACACCAGGAUGCCUUAGACUUUUUGCUUUAACACCAAUUUGAAUAAAGUGAUUUUCAAAAUGUGUAAUUGUAGUUCUGUGUUAAAUACCUAUUCACUAAAGUUCACCAAGGAUUUUACAUUACAUUUUUGUAAAUUUCUUCCGAACCAUUUAUUGAGGUUCAUCUAUCUAUCUAUCUAUCUAUCUAUCUAUCUAUCUAUCUAUCUAUCUAUCUAUCUAUCUAUCUAUCUAUCUAUCUAUCUAUCUAUCACCCAACACUCAUAUGUCAGGAGAUACUUUGUAUUUGUGUGUUUGUCUGCUAAUAUUGUUUUUAUGCUAGUGUCCGAAGGGCUUUUGUGUAUAUAAUUAUAAUAUAUUUUGUUUUACCUGGUGUCCAAAUUUUAAAAUUAUAAAAUGCUCAACAAUUUGUCACUACCAUUGAUUUGUGAAAUGUAUUUAAUAAAAAUGUACUUUUUGUACCAA